This is a messenger RNA of Linum trigynum, 687 nucleotides long. The record is from the annotation of a GenBank genome assembly. NCBI's taxonomy places the organism in Eukaryota, Viridiplantae, Streptophyta, Magnoliopsida, Malpighiales, Linaceae.
AUGGUGGACUUCUGGAUCCAAAUCCAUAAUCUCCCAGAAGCAUACAGAUCUGAGAACAACAUUGCCAUGGUUAGCAGAAUGUUUCACAAAAUCAUCGAGAUUGACCGGGCUGCUCUUCAAUCUCAAAUAUACAGGAAGUUUGUGAGGGUGUUCGUCCAGGUGGACACCUCAAAACCGAUUCCAGAUGGGUUUUACAUUCGCCAUCAACAAAAAAGAACUUGGAUUGAAUUCAAGUAUGAGAAACUCUACUCACUGUGCUACCACUGUGGAGGAAUCGAGCACACCAGAUUGGAGUGCGAUCUGAGAAGAAUCAGCGAAGAAAACGGAGAUCAACCGCCAAUGGUGCAGAGAUGGGGACCGUGGACGAGGGCCAGCUCUCCUCUCUUCUCACCUAGGACGAUCCAGCAGCAGGAGGUUGAGGCCGUGGUGGUCACAGACGCGGCAUCGACAUCUGAAUCUCCAGGAGGAUCCCGGGUCCAGUCGCCGGCGAACACCAUGAACAGAGCGAUCUUCGCUCAACCCCAGAUGGUCCCACAAUCCUUGGUAACGACGCCUGCCAUCCAUCAAUCCCCUCACUCAAGUUUCGCUCAGAACUUCCCUCUUUCUCCAUCAGUUAACCCAUUCCAAUAUCCCUACCUCUCAUCUCCUUCUCCACAAAGCUACCCCCGCCUUUACCCUGAACUGUGA